AUGGCGCCACACGAUACGGACUCCCGGACCUCGGCGCCCGGCGCGAACGAUUACUUCACCGGCAGCUAUGGUCGGCCAUCCACGAAGCCUUUCACAACGAAGGAAAAUGACGCAUAUCCAAUCGAAACUCCUAUGGAUAUUCGCCCGACACCGGACAGUCACCAUGGACUGCUGAGCGAUGCCGCCUUUAGUUCGGAAAAGAGCAGCGCGAAGGGAGGUGGGAAUUCUAUCCAUCGCGUGGAGAAUGCGAGAUGGCGCCCGGUCUGGCUCCGACCAGUCACUCUAUCAACCUUCCUGGCGCUGUUCAUCGCCUUGACAAUCGUCCUUCCCGUGAUGCUUUGGUACUCGCAGGAGAACGAUGGCCUUGUCAGAACGAGAGAGAAUCUUGUCUACUUGUGGCGAUUCGGCCCAACCGCAAUCCUAACCAUCAUCUCCUUGUUUUGGGCCCGAGUCGAGAUUCAAGCCAUACGAUACAUGCCUUGGAUGGCUUACCGUCGAGCACAAGAGCAGGGCACAAAUGAAGACAUCUACAACCUCGAUUAUACAGCCAUGCUGUCCCCCGCAAUUCUCUUUCAAUCCUUGAAAAGAAGGCAUUUCUUCGUCUUCCUCAUCUGCUUUGUCUCUCUCGUCCUCAAGAUCCAGAUCGUUCUUGCUCCCUCCCUCUACAGCCUGGCCGCCAUCCGAGUCUCCGAACCGGCCGAAGUCCAAGUCCUUAACUCCUUCAACACUACCGCUCCGGCCACGACUUAUACAGAGGGAAGCGCUUACUACAUGGCCAAGGCUCUCGUCAACUUCGACAUGCGCUUCCCCUUCGGCGUCAACGAGAAUCUAGCAUAUCAGACCUUCAAAUUCAGCAACGGCACCGCGCGCGGGACGACCAGCUCGCCUCUGAGCGUCGACGUCGACGGCUACUUUUCGAAAAUCGACUGCCUGAAGAUGGAAGACUACACCGCGUCCGCACCAGUCGUCUCUAGCUUCAACUACCACACGUUCAAUGUCAGCCUUACGUUUCCAGGCUGUGACGCCCAGGUGCCUGUGAUUAGCGACCGGAUUCUGUGGGAUAAGAACAAGACUGCGAAAGAACAGACCACCGGUAACUGGGUGGUCACCAAUUCGGUUGGCAAGCCUUGUCCGAACUUGCCGCAGCAGUUUAACCAGUCGCUUUACUACGCUGCGAGAUUUGGGGGCUCGACCAAGAAUGCAUCGCAGCCGGACUUUCUUAAUGUUGCAGCGGUGCUCUGCACCUCUACCGGGUGGGUGUCAAAGGUCAGGGUAGUCGACGAUGGCGUGAGUCCGAACGUCACAGAGUUGCCCAACGAAGACAAGACGCCGGUAACUGCUGACCUAUGGACUAUGCUCAACUCAGCUAUGCCCGAAGCUGGUGGUCGUUGGGGCACGACGGGUAUUGGCCGGGUUGCAGGACCAAUUGAUUCCCUCUCCCAAUUCAGAGGCGAGUCGCUUGCGGUGGCAGUGAACGUCUCGAACCCGUUAUUGUAUACCAACGAGAUCCUGGAGUUCGCGGUAUUGAAUAUGUCCCAAGCCCUUGGACCCCUGCUUGGACACUAUCGGCUUCGGGUGGAUGACGAGUCCCAACCAGCUGUCACUGGAUCGACCGUCGACAGCGUCAGCAAGCUGGUUGUCAACCAAUGGGUCUGCUGGACCAUGGCAGCGCUGUUUGCUCUGCUCAGUCUUGUGGUGGCAUCAGUGUUGAUUCGGCACACGAAUCGCACUGCGGUCUGGUACAGAGACCCCGCGACAAUUCUCGGCAACAUGAUCUUCUUCAAAGAACAUCCCGUGCUCGCGGACAAUGUCACCAACAACACCUCUUCAACUGUCUGGAGCCAAUGCGACUUUACGCCACUAGUUUUGAGAACGUGGGCGCGAGGUCUGUCUGCUUUGCUGACGUUCGCCAUCGUCGUCGGGCUCUUGUACGCCUUGAGAGUCUCGGAGGCAUCGCAGGGGUUGGCAUCAGUGACCGAGGAAGGGUACCUUCACCUGCUUUGGACUUCAAUCCCAGCUCUGGUCAUGCUCGGCGUCUCCCUGUACACAAGCUGCUGCGACUUCGCGUAUAGGGGUCUGGCUAUCCUCUCGUGUCUUUCUACUCGCUCGUGCAGUGCGAGGGAUCUCGAUGUUUCCUUGAUGGAUAUGCUGGGCCUUCGGGCCCUUUACCUUUCUCUAAGGAAGCGCGUCUGGGCCGUGACAUUGUCACAAUCACUAGCAAUAACCUGCGCCUUCCUUACGACAUUGGUAUCUGUCAUUUUCACGGUUGAGUCGAUUCCAGACUCCCACAACAUCCAGCUCCAACAGGAAAGUUGGUUUGGCUCGACAGAGAUUGGGAGAGGACUUGACGGACUAUCUCUUUCGAGGAGCAACCGACAACUGCUGAGCAGUCUUGUGACCAGACAAGGUGAAGCGUCGCUGGCGUACCCGAAGAACACUUACGAUGACCUUGUGUUCCCGGUCCUUGGUGGUGUUGAUACGGUUGCAGUAUCACCAAACACAACCAUUACAGCCACAGUGCCGGCGGCAAAGCUGCAUCCGAUGGAGUGCUUCAAGGUGCCCGACUCAGAGUACAAUAUCAACAUUACCAAUUGGGUAGAAGAGACAAAGUACUACGAAGCCAUCAUCACUCAGCCGUUCAGCUGCCCCAAUGGCACCACAGCUGAGUUAUUGAACCGCUUGGAUAUGGGCGUCGCGACGAAUCGACUUGGUGUCUCGUACAUGGCGGAUGUCUUCUAUUCUCCGCAAAACACGGCCGAUAUCAAUAUGGCUUGUAGUCUAGGCGUCAACGCGACUGACUACGAGUACGCAUCAUGGAGAUAUCAGACGUACGCUUGGGGCAAGUUCUCGACGGAAAAGAAUGGCUUCGAUUACUUUUCAAUGUGGAGGUGCAACUACACUUGGGUCGAAGCAACCACGCAGGUUCAUCUGGCCGCGAAUGAUGGCGAGUACGUUUUGGACCCCGAAAGGCCCCCGCAAGCAGAUCUGUCCACAGUCAAGCCGUGGACUCCUACUCUGGACAUACCCCAGGUCGAUCAACAGUUCACCAACAUCCAAGUUGGUGAUGCCUAUCCCCAACUAGCCGUCGCCAACUUGCUUGCUGGUUGGAUUGGCGAACAAUUCAAAGCGUUGAUAGAGCCGUUCGGAAAGCUUCCUCUCGAAGCACUCGGAGACGCGAGCCAGGAUGAAGAGAUCCUGCAGGGCCUGCAACACAACUACGGCCUAGUCGCCGCGCAGCUGGUCAACAUCGAAAACCGAUACAACCUGACAUCACGCUCCAGGAACGCAGCGCCUCCUGACGAGCUUCUAUCGUUAGAAGCAGUUGUCAGCGACAACGGAAGACGUCGCCUGGUGCAGAACGCAACGGUUACGUACAUCCUGGUCGCGAUCCUGGUAGCGGUGGCGUUGACUCACAUCUCCGCGGUGCUGUCCGUGGUAACGAAGCGCAUGGUGGGCAGGAACUGGCCAUUCCACUUGGAUGUCAAGGGUCUGGCUCCGGAUGGGUUUCACAGCAUGGCGACCAUGGGUGCGCUGUUGCGAGGGUCCAAUGCGUCAGAUCAUCUGCCGGAGAGCACCCAGUUGUUGUCGACAGACGAGCUUCAUGGCAGGCUAUCCGAUCUGAAUUUCCGGUUGGGAUGGUUCCAUCGUGCGUUGGGGCAAGCAAGAGUAUUCACGAUUGGGGUAAGAGGGGAUGGUGACUUUCAGUACUUGGGCGGCCAGACGGCCAAGGUCGAUGAUGGAGGAACGCUUUAA
Messenger RNA from Colletotrichum gloeosporioides, 3753 nucleotides. RefSeq lists its product as uncharacterized. NCBI's taxonomy places the organism in Eukaryota, Fungi, Ascomycota, Sordariomycetes, Glomerellales, Glomerellaceae. The record is from RefSeq and is a predicted model, not a curated record. The transcript is spliced from 2 exons. The coding region runs from base 1 to 3753 and encodes 1250 amino acids.